Messenger RNA from Cherax quadricarinatus, 1906 nucleotides. Its product is annotated as tRNA dimethylallyltransferase. Gene Ontology annotation, molecular function: nucleic acid binding; tRNA dimethylallyltransferase activity; zinc ion binding. The record is from RefSeq and is a predicted model, not a curated record. NCBI's taxonomy places the organism in Eukaryota, Metazoa, Arthropoda, Malacostraca, Decapoda, Parastacidae. Gene Ontology annotation, cellular component: mitochondrion. Gene Ontology annotation, biological process: tRNA modification.
GCUGAUUGAGUCAACAUGGCUUCCAUCCUAGCAGGUACAGCACGGGUCAGUCGUCUCCCUGUUGUCGUGGUUUUAGGCGCUACAGGCACGGGAAAAUCUAAGCUAGCGUUGGAGAUAGCUAGCACAUUUAAAGGAGAGAUCAUCAGCGCGGAUUCCAUGCAGGUUUACCAUGGGCUUGACAUUAUCACAAAUAAGGUGACACCAGAGGAGCAGGCACAGGUGCCUCACCACAUCUUGGAUUUUUUGGAUCCUCUGUCUCGCUUCAGUGUUACCGAUUUCCGCAAUGUUGCCCUUCCUCUGGUGGAAAAGUUGCUAAGCAACAAUAAAAUACCUGUUAUUGUUGGUGGCACCAAUUAUUACAUCGAGAGUCUACUGUGGAAUGUCCUGAUAGAUUCUGUGCCGAGUGGAAAGGAAGGUAAUUCUAAGCUUGUUUACGAAAGAGAUAAAGAAAUUUAUGGAAAUAUCAAGAGAAAUUCGAAAAGUGAUGAUCAGUGCACAUUAAAAAAGAGCAAGUUAAGUGGUGCUACAAGUGAUAGUGCAAGGGAAGGUGGUAAGGAUGGUAAAGAUGUGAAAGAAAAGGAGUGUGUUAAGUGUAUCAAGGAGGGAGGUGAUAAAGUUGAGAAUGGGGAAAGUAAAGUUGAAAUGGUGGAAAAAGUGGUAGAGGGAGAAAGUGAAAGUAAUAGUGAUGAAGUACCAGUUAAGUGUGCUGCUGCAUGGCAAGACACGGAUAUUACUACCGAGGAGUUGUAUCGCCGAUUACAGGAAGUUGACCCGGAUAUUGCUUCACAGUACCAUCCAAAUGAACGCAGGAAAAUAAUCAGGUCACUGCAGGUGUGGGAGCAGACAGGGCAGCGCCACAGUCAAUUACUUGAACUGCAGCAGCAGCAACAUGGAGGCUCCAGACUCGGGGGUGGUCUCAGGUACCCCAACACUGCCAUCGUCUGGGUUACAUGCCAGCAGGAGGUCCUUAAUAAACGUUUGGAUGAUCGAGUGGAUGAAAUGAUAGAGCGGGGGCUCCUCAAGGAAUUAAAGGACUUCCAUGCUUCAUACAAUGCCAAGCGCCUGAAGGAUGGAGAAGCCCCAGACUACACCAAGGGGAUUUUUCAAAGUAUAGGCUUUAAAGAAUUUCAUAAUUUUUUGAUUUUGCCCGAGGAGGAACAAGAAACUGACAAAGGAAAGAUGAUGUAUGAAGCAGGAGUUGAGGCCAUGAAAUUAGCAACUCGACAAUACACCAAGAAACAAUUAAGAUGGAUCAGAAACCGGUUUCUUCUUCCAUCAGGACGACAAGUUCCUCCGGUAUAUGCUCUGGAUGGAUCGGAUCCCAGCAAGUGGAAUGAAAAAGUACGUGACCCAGCCCAAGCAGUAGUGCAAGCAUUGGUUGAUGGGACCCAGCCAGCUCUUGAGGUGGCAAAUGUAUCAAAAGUUUCUGAAGCACAAGUUGUAAACAAAAGUGAUAAGACAAGACAUGAAUGCACAGUUUGUAAUCGUGUGGUGAUUGGAGAACAUGCUUGGAAAGCACACAUGCAAGGAGCAAAACAUAGAAAAAUGUUGAAUAGGAAGAAUGUUGCUAAUGAAGCGGCAGAAAUAUCUCUGUCUUCCUCUUCAGUAAAGAGUAAGACUUAACUAUAUAUUAGAGAUUAAGAGGUAAUUUUUUUUUUUUUUUAGUUCUCUAUAUAAAUUAAUGAAUUUCUUAACUAGCUGAUGUUCUUAAUAUAUUUUAUCUUGCAGCUAGUUUUUUUUUUUAAAUUAUUGUAUCAAAUAGAAAUAAUGGCUUUGUCCGAAAGCUAGCUGGAAUAAAAGUACAUACAAUGUACUUUUAUUCUCCAGUUUAAUUUUAGAUGCAUAAUUUUACCUAUGUAAAAUAAACACUUACCAUUCAAAAAAAAAAAAAACUUAUCUGUUUUCA